This is a messenger RNA of Zymoseptoria tritici IPO323, 666 nucleotides long. RefSeq lists its product as uncharacterized. Bases 1 to 666 code for a protein of 221 amino acids. The record is from RefSeq and is a predicted model, not a curated record. The transcript is spliced from 3 exons. Lineage: Eukaryota; Fungi; Ascomycota; Dothideomycetes; Mycosphaerellales; Mycosphaerellaceae.
AUGAUCCAUGCAUAUACAAUCGAGAUAAUCCAGCUACUCAUCCUACUCGCCAGUAUGGUCAACAUCUACCACGUUUUCGGUCCUCUAAAUCACGGCAAUGUGUCCUCAACGAACAACGACCCACCACCACGAGUCCUCUCAACGCUAGUAUUCGGAUCGAUCUGCCUCUUCGCCGUUGAUGGUUUCGACAACCUCAUCCAACUUCGAAGUCUCACGCACCCGAUCCAGAGUCAGACGCUUCUCUUGACGAGACGAUGGUUAUUCCCUGGUACUUUGCUGGUUCUAAAAAAGAAGAAGAAGGAGGUCAAGUUCGUGAAGACCACCAAGCCGACUGCUUUACUGCUUUCGAUGGACGAGGUGAAGAGACGGAGUCGGCUGAGGAGGAUGACAGAAGAACUUCAAACGGAAUUCAACGCAAUUCGAGCCGGCAUGGAGUUCAAUCUGUCAAGACAAUAUGAUUCGGACUCGUCGGACGGAUCUUUUGGCGGCUAUAUUCGAGAGGUAUCGCGACUCAGUCAGGAAAGGGAUAAGAUCUUGCUUCCGCAGCUGGACGAGAUGCAGGAGAGAUUUGACGGUGAGAGUUGUAGGAAAGAGGAGGAGGUGAGGAGCAUGUUCGUCGCUCAGCUUCAGGAGCUCAAGGAUACUUUUGGGGGACCGGUGCGGUGA